GCUUCACAUGUGCACCCACCCCAGUGGACUUUUCGAGUGGGCUACUCGGGUCACAGUACGAGACCUCAUACAGUUUUACAUCUACAGAUCUUAGAUCUCCGAGACAUCGUUGAGAUUACCAGGACAGGAGGAGUCUCACAAUUUUUGGGCGCACCGCUCUCGGUUGGUGCGACGUCAGGACGGCAACACAACGGAUCCAAAAUGGCGUCGGCGUCGUCGUCAUCUCGCGCCGUGAUGCUGUGGCUCCUCCCACUGGCCACUCUAACGGCCAUCGACGCUAACACACACGCCCAACGGGAAGCUCGGUUGAAGCUGUCGCAGCAAGAACUGAAGAACGGUUCGGCGGUCUACUGGAGGGGCGGGACCAGUGGUGGUUUCCAGGUGCUCCUAUUGGACGAAGAUCGGGGUCGCUUAUUGAUUGGAGGGAAAGAUCACAUCUACAUGUUGAGGUCGGACAGCGUGGACCUUCCCUUGAGCACGGUGUCCUGGACUGCCGAUCCGAGCGCUGUGCGGCACUGCCUCACCAUUGGAAAAAGUUUCCACGACGACUGCGCCAACUUUGUCCGCCUGCUGCAAUCGUUGAAUGACACGCAUAUUUAUGCUUGCGGCACGGGCGCCUUCAGGCCGCAGUGUGCGAUCCUUUCAAUCCAAAACAAGGAGGCGCUCUCUUUGCUGCCUCACACCAUCACGUCUGGACUAGGAAAGUGUCCUUACAGCCCCAAAGAACCGUUCACUGCUCGACUCAAUGACGGCGAAGUGUAUGCCGGCACCUCGGUGGAUUUCAUGGGAACCCACGCCGCCAUCUUUCGGACAUCCGUCGGGGCCCCCGGCCGCCACCUCCGCACUGAGGCCUACGACCGCAACUGGCUCAACGUUCCAGAAUUUGUGGCUUCCGUCGCCAUCGCCGACACUCACAAUAGCGACGACGACAAGAUCUACUUCUUCUUCAGGGAGGCGGCGGUGGAGGCGCAGCAGUGGGACAAGCGGAUCUACAGCCGAGUGGCUCGCGUUUGUAAGAACGAUGUCGGAGGGCGGCGGAGUCUGAUCAACCGCUGGACCACCUUCCUAAAAGCUCGUCUGGUGUGUUCGGUCCCGGGCCCGUCCGGAGUCCACACGCACUUCAACCGACUCGAGGACGUGUUUGUUCUGAAGACCAAAGAGCGUCAGAACCCUGUCCUCUACGGCCUCUUCACAACCUCAAGCGCUCUGUUCGGAGGCUCAGCCGUGUGCGCCUUCUCCAUGGCGAGCAUUCGCGCGGCCUUCAACGGUCCGUACGCCCACCGGGACGGUCCGGACCACCGCUGGUUCGAGUACAAAGGCCGCAUACCGUACCCCAGACCCGGAGCUUGUCCCAGCAAGACGUACGACGCUCUCCAUGAGUCUACGCGGGAUUUCCCAGACGAGGUGGUGAGCUUCAUGCGGCAGCAUCAGCUCAUGUGGGAAGCGGUCCUCCCUGUGGGCGGGCGACCUAUGUUCACGCGCGUCAACGCGUCCCACCUGCUGACCAGUCUGGUCGUUGACCGACCAGACAUUGGGGACGGUACCACAGUCGUGUUGUUUCUAGGGACGGAUGACGGCAAGGUGCUGAAGGUUGUGACCUCGGAGACGGAGGAGAUUGUUCUAGAAGAACUCCACGUCUUCCAGAGCGGCGCCGCCAUCCGCAGCAUGAAAAUCUCCAGCAAGAAAGUACGUCGCUGACUUCUCUUCUCUUCUUUUCACACACAAUUUCAUACAAUCGGACAGUGACAGUAGAAAUACGAAAAGGAAACACCUGCGAAAAUGUCAACCCUUUGAAACAAACCGAACGAUGGUGUGAUGAUGUGUGGAUUUUGCAUGUUCUCCCUGUGCCCGCGUGGCUUUUGUGCGGGCGGGCGAUUUCCUCCCACAUCCCCAAAACAUGCAUUCAUCGGAGACUCUAAAUUGCCCCGUCGGUGCGACUGUUGUCUGUCUCCGUGUGCCCUGGCGACCAGUUCAGGGUGUACCCCGCCUCUGGCCUGAUGACAGCUGGGAUAGGCUCCAGCACUCCCGCAACCCUGGCGAGGAUAAGCGGCUCAGAAAAUGGAUGGAAAAUGUGUUAGUCGAUUAUAAACAACUUCAAAUGGAAACUAUAUUCAAUGAGGAUAAAAAUGAGCAUAAAUAACAUUUUGUUUUGUUGCUGCAGCGACAGCUUUACGUGUCCAGUGAAGGGGGCGUGUCCCAGUUGGCGUUCCACAGGUGCCACUUGUACGCAGAUUGCAGCGAGUGUCGCUUGUCCAGAGAUCCGUACUGCGCCUGGGACGGACAGACAUGCUCGCCGCACUUUGC
Molecule: messenger RNA, 2304 nt
Organism: Syngnathoides biaculeatus (alligator pipefish)
Lineage: Eukaryota; Metazoa; Chordata; Actinopteri; Syngnathiformes; Syngnathidae
Product: semaphorin-3D-like
Exons: 14
Coding region: 202-1698 (498 amino acids)
Biological process (GO): negative chemotaxis; positive regulation of cell migration; neural crest cell migration
Molecular function (GO): semaphorin receptor binding; chemorepellent activity
Source: RefSeq, a predicted model, not a curated record